AUGGUUGCAGUUUUAGUUUAUGUGGAUGAUAUAGUAAUUACUGGUAGCAGUUCAGAGUUGAUAGCUAAUACUAAGCAAUUGCUUCACUCACAUUUCAAGCUUGAAGAUUUGGGGCUAUUAAGAUAUUUUCUUGGUUUAGAGGUAGCAAGGUCAGUUAAGGGUAUUACUAUUUGUCAACGAAAAUAUGCUUUAGAGUUUAUUUCCACAACUGGUUUAUCUGGAGCUCGACCUUCUCUUAUUCCUCUUGACCAGCAUAAGAAAUUUACCUCAUCAGAUUAUGACAAACAGUUUGCCAUUUCUAAAGAUCCCUUAUUACCUGAUGCUGCCAUUUAUCAACAGCUCAUUGGAAAACUUCUUUACUUGUUGUCUCAUAUGCAGGUUGCCUUGAAAAUUGUUAAGUACAUUAAACAUGCUCCUGGUUUGGGGUUAUUUUUCCCAUCUGAUAACACAAUCCAGCUUAAUGCUUACUGCGAUUCAAAUUGGGCUUCUUGUUUGUUAACCAGAAGAUCAGUCACUGGCUUUUGUGUGUUCUUGGGGAAUUCACUUGUGUCUUGGAAGUCUAAGAAGCAAGUUACAGUGUCUAGUUCUUCUUCAGAGGCUAAAUAUAGGGCCAUGGCCUCUACUAAAUGUGAGAUUGUUUGGUUAGUGCGGUUAUUUUCUGAUCUUAGUUAUCCAAUUUGUUCUUGA
Messenger RNA from Pistacia vera, 687 nucleotides. RefSeq lists its product as uncharacterized. NCBI's taxonomy places the organism in Eukaryota, Viridiplantae, Streptophyta, Magnoliopsida, Sapindales, Anacardiaceae. Bases 1 to 687 code for a protein of 228 amino acids. The record is from RefSeq and is a predicted model, not a curated record. The transcript has 2 exons.